This is a messenger RNA of Doryrhamphus excisus (bluestripe pipefish), 5739 nucleotides long. NCBI's taxonomy places the organism in Eukaryota, Metazoa, Chordata, Actinopteri, Syngnathiformes, Syngnathidae. The record is from RefSeq and is a predicted model, not a curated record.
AUUUUUGGUAUUACCGCCACGGGAAACAUGCUCAGAAGAGAAUUUAGACGAAGAAGACAAUAACCCACGAAGAAGAAGGUCUCCAUAGCAACGUGCCGUGAAAGCGGAAGUGGCGUAAAGCGUGUUGACGCCGGAAUUUUGAAUCAAACUUGAGCGCCGUCCUGCAGCUGAAGGACAUUAUGAGCAAAAAUGAGGAGUCAAUGGACUUCAUGAACACAGAGUUCAACUGUUUUGUUUUGGACAUGAAACCAUAUGUACUCAAACACCCCAGCAAAAGUGAGCGUCAGCAUUGUGCCUUGUGGAUAAAAAAGCUGUGUGACCCAACAACAUGCGGCUCGAGUCUUAACAGUCACAAGAACCGCAAUCUGUACGCCCGUUUGCUUCUUCACAUGCUCAAAAGAGGCGUCCUGGAAGGUCCGUUUGCCAGCAAACCAGAACCUGGCAGUCUCAAAGCCCUUCCUACAUACAUGUCCAUCUAUUUUGACGAGCCUGUGAUUGGUCAACCUGUGGACCACUGCAAAGCAACACUUCCUGACUGGGUGACAGUGGAACUGGAUGACAACUUGGCUGCUGGCCUCCCUAGGAAUAGAACCACUUCCACACCGAACACAGCUCAUCUCAGGGACCAGCUGAAGGAGGAGAAGACCCCACGAGGAGGAGCCACCGCUUCCAGCCCACUCAAGCACUCACCCAGACAUGAAGCCAGAGUGGGAGAUGGAGGGCAGAUGUCUCCUGAUGACAGUGACCUGGAGGCUCGACUCAACAGCUGGAACCUGGGGAUUGAAAACCCCAGGUACUUGCGAGAAAAGGCUAUUCCCUUGUCGCCGAUUUUCAAGUCCAGCUAUGUCAGGAACAGCACCCUGACUGAUGACAUGGAUUUGCAGCUUUUGCAGAGCAAGGAGGUAGACAUGAGGGUAAAAAUAUUGGAGUCCAAGCACCUGGAGGAGAAACUGAGAAUGCAGCAGAGACAUGAUGCAGCUGUCGACAAAAUUCUACAUCGAAAGAAUGUGGAGAUUGAAGAGCUGAAGACUCUACAUCGGUCCAAGCAGAAGGAAUCCGAAGAGAUGCUCCACAAACUGGAGAGGAAAGUUCAAAGUGUGCUAAAGGAAUCUCAUGUCAUCUGCACCAGUAAAGACAUGCAGAUUGCUGAGCUGAAGAAGAUGACCGAUCAGAGCGCCGACUUCUUGAAAAACGAGUGGGAGAAGAAGCUGCAUGCAGCAGUGGCAGAGAUGGAGCAGGAGAAGUUGGAAUUGCAGAAGAAGCACACGGACAACAUCCAAGAGCUGCUGGAGAGCACCAAGAUGAGGCUGGCUAAGAUGGAGGCCGAGUAUACCGCUCGCUCCCGAUCCACCGUGCACACGGUGCAUGAGCUGGAGCAGCAAGUGGAGCGGCGGUCUGUGGAAGUGGAGCAAAGCAAUGCCUUGCUUCAGAAAGUGACACAAGAGAAGGCCCAGCUGGAGAUCCACCUUGCAUCCAUCAAUGUUGAACUGCAGGAGGCUAACAGAAGGUUUAUGGUCCUUCAGAAAGAGAAGGAUGAACAAAGCGUGCUGUCUCAGCAAACCUUCCAGAAGUUCCAGGCCAAACACGAGGCUGAUGUGAGCCAUUUACACAAGGAGCAUGCUCUGUCUGUGGCUAAGGCCUCUGAGGUGAUGAAGGACUUUGAGAACACCAUUGCCCAGCUGAAACAGCAGCUCCUGGUCAGUGAACAUCAGAGACAGACACAAGCUCGGGAUCAGGAUUUGAAGUUCCAGCAGGAAAAAGAUGAACUGCAGCUCAGCUACAACACAAAGGUUCUAGUACUGCAUAGUGAGGCGGAGAAAGAGAGAACAGAGGCCUCAAGGAAGAUAGCCAAACUAGAGGAUGCAGUCAGAGACAUGGAGACAGAACUGGACCGAACCCGAGAGAGCUACAGAGGGCAGAUCCAGCAGGCUGACGUUGCCCUGGAGCAGUUCAGGAGACAGGUGAAGCUCAGCUCCGAGAAGGCCGAAACCGAACUGAAGCUCCAGAUGGAGAAAGUUGAGGAAGACCUCCAACGCUCCAGGUGUCUCCGUGAAAACCAAACCAAGGAGUUCUCGCUGCAACUCGAUGCUGUCAGACAAAAAUACGAGCAGCAGAUGGCUGAGCAGCGCGCCAAGCACGAGCAGGAGAGGACACGCCUGCAACAGCAGCAUUGCGCCGAAAAGGACAGCCUUGUCCAGGAGCGCCAGCGGGAGGUGAGCAGCCUGGAGAGCCAGGCCAGGGCCGCCUUGCAGCAGCACCAGCAACACACUCAGGAGUGGAGGAAGCGUGAUGCCCAGGCGAUUUCCGAUUUGGAGGCCCAGUUGUCGUGUUUGCGUGAGGAACUCCACGUGGAUCGUGUCCAACAUAAGCAACAGCUGGCCAAGAUGGCAGUGCUCCGAGAGGAGGAAAAGCAGAGGGCUUACCUGGACAAAGACGCGUCCCUAAAGCGGCUCCGCUCUGACAUGGAAAGCAUUCACAACGAGCUUGAGAGAAAUCACCAGCAAGAGAAGGAAGCUGCUGAGGAGAAGGCCAACAGCAAGUUGAAGCACAUGGAGAAGGAAUACAGUCAGAAGCUGACCAAGUCUGCACAGGUCAUACUGGAACUCCAGCAGUCUGUGUGCAGCUCCAAGGAGGAAGCUGUUUGUCUUCAACAGGCCAUGAGGAGACAACUGGAGGAGGCCAACCAUCGAUGGGCGCAAGAGAGGAGAGAGAUAACCCAGCAGGCCGACCAGGACACCAAGGCUCUGCAGGAGAAGGUGGAAAGCCUACAGAGGCGGCUGCGCUGCUCCGAGAAGACGCUGCUAAGCAAAGAGCUGGAGACCGAAGAGAAGGUCACCGCCGUGCAUCAGGAAUACGAGGAGAAGAUUAAAGGUCUGAUCCCAGCAGAGUUAAGACAGGAACUGGAGGACACCAUCACGUCGCUCAAAGCUCAGGUUGUGUUCCUUCAGAGGAGAGCCACCGUCCUGCAGGAAGAUCUGGACGCAUGUCGCAAAAACAAGAGGUAGCACCAAGGGAGGGACAUCCAUCCAGCAUGAAGACGUCCAAUCAGAUGUUGUGUGAGGACCACAGGCCCAAACAUCCAAGGCUGUAGAUGGAGGUGAUUCAAGGUCAUCACAUGUGACUUUAUACCAGCACAUCAUUUUACGUUAAACUCAUAUUGGUACAUGUUUUAUAUUUAUCAAGUAUACCUUUUAAGUGUUAGGUGUGUGAACCGAGGGCCAAACUCUUUAUUCUUCAACACGUUGAUGUGUAUGUUUGUCUUAUGUUCAUUAAAAAAAUAGGACACUCCAACCAUAGAAAAUGGUUGGAUGCCACUCAGAGGCUGACGUCAUUUCAGCACCCCAGCAGGCACCCAAUGAAUGCGUUGCUCGGAUGCAAUGUAUUGGGUUUUUAUUUUAAACUCAUAUUGGUACAUGUUUUAUAUUUCUCAGGUAUACCUUUUAAGUGUUAAGUUACAGUGUGAUGAGUUUAAUGUUCUUUUGUAAGAUGGCACCAGCACAUCAUUGUAUGUGUCUUUUUAAUGGAGAUUGUUAUUUUAAGGUCAUAUUGGUACAUGUUUUAUAUUUCUCAGGUAUAUCUAAGUGUUAAGUUACAGUGUGAUGAGUUUAAUGUUCUUUGUAAGAUGGUACCAGCACAUCAUUGUACGUGUCUUUUUAAUGUUGAUUGUUCCAAUUGUCAGUUUGGACACACCAUCUCCAUGUUUGCUCCAUCUGCCAUCAUGUUCUUUGUCUUCUCUUUGGCUUGUAUGAUUCUUUGUUGUUAUGGUAUUUAUGGCAUGCGAGUCUUCCUUUUUUUCUUCCCUUUCUUUCUCUCCCCUUCUUCCCCGUGCCGUGUCAGUCUAAGUGGUGAAAAGGAUAUGCAGCUGUGUGGUUUGAAAGCAGGUUAGAGGCUACGUAGCUUUAGCGAGGAAGACACAGCAGUUUGUGUAUGGAAUUGCGCCCGGGACUUUGCAGCCUGACUUUAGGCUGAACUUAGAGACCAAUGUGUUUUUUGUUAUUAGAUUAGGUUUUAGGGUUAACCCUAACCCAUCCACGCUGGGGUUCAUAUGUUUUGGGAAUUUCAUUCGGAAUUUGUGACAUUUGUGGCGCCCCCUAUUGGGGUCGAAAUUUUUUGUUGACAGUUGGAAAUGCGAUUCGAUCACAUGCUGUGACGUUUCGGUCUAUGGCGGCCAUGUUUCUCAGCCAUUCUUGCUAAAACUUUACAUAUCUGUGUAUGUUUGUCCCAUAAUGCUGGAUACUAAGUUUGGUGUUGACGUUUUUAAAAGUAGGGCUGAAUGGCACCCCCCUAUUAGGUUGGUUGGGUUCAAAAUGGAGGACAUGGAAAGACAUUGUUUUGUAGGUGGGCUCAAAGGUUUACAACUAUAGGACGAUGAAUGGUCGAUGAUAUUGGCAGUUAGCUCUGAUUCUGCUUUGUGGUCAAUACGUUUCGGUCCAUGGCGGCCAUGUUUCUCAGACAUUCUUGCUAAAACUUUACAUAUCUGUGUAUGUUUGUCCCAUAAGGCUGGAUACCAAGUUCGGUGUUGACGUUUUUAAAAGUAGGGCUGAAUGGCACCCCCCUAUUAGGGUGGUUGGGUUCAAAAUGGAGGACAUGGAAAGACGUUGUUUUGUAGUUUGGCUCAAAGGUUUACGGUUAUAGGACGAUGAAUGGUUAAUAAUAUUGGCAGUUAGCUCUGAUUCUGCUUUGUGGUCGAUACGUUUCGGUCUAUGGCGGCCAUGUUUCUCAGACGUUCUUGCUAAAACUUGUCAUAUCUGUGUAUAGUUGUCCAGGUUUGGUGUUGACGUUUUUAAAAGUAGGGCUGAAUGGCACCCCCAUAUUUGGUUGGUUGGGUUCAAAAUGGAGGACAUGGAACAACAUUGUUUUGUAGGUUGGCUCAAACGUUUACGAUUAUAGGAUGAUGAAUGCUAAAUGAUAUUGGCAGUUAGCUCUGAUUCUGCUUUGUGGUCAAUACGUUUCGGUCCAUGGCGGCCAUGUUUCUCAGCCAUUCUUGCUAAAACUUUACAUAUCUGUGUAUGUUUGUCCCAUAAUGCUGGAUAUCAACUUUGGUGUUGACGUUUUUAAAAGUAGGUGCUGAAUGGCACCCCCCUAUUAGGUAGGUUGGGUUCAAAAUGGAGCACAUGGAAAGACAUUGUUUUGUAGGUUGGCUCAAAGGUUUACGAUUUUUGGAUGAUGAUUUUGCUUUGUGGUCAAUACAUUUCGGUCCAUGGCGGCCAUGUUUUUUUCAGCCAUUCUUGCUAAAACCUUAUACAGACUGGUUUUACAAUAAUGCUGCGUACCAAGUUUGGUGUUGAGGUUUUAAAAAGUAGGAGUGAAAUUUUGAAUUUUUAUGGCUUCUAUGGUGCCAAGACAUGUUCCGACAAUCGUACUGAAAAAUUAGGAUUCAUUUAUUUUGAUUGUAAACAGGAAAAUACACAGGCAAACCAGACAUGAAGCAGUAGCUGUCCAUCAGUUGGUGGGCAUCGUACUUUUUAAAACGUCUUCAUGUUGUACUAGUCUUCAGGUGCUGUGGAAUCUCAUUCCAGGCUUAAAGACUUGUGUAUGUUAGUCUCAUAAGGUUCUGGGUUGAUAGGACAGAAUAAGUAGUUUAGAUAUAUCAUAUCUUAGUAUCUCACAGAUUUGUCAGCAUUGUUAGAGAGGGAGUGUCGAAGUAAGACAUCAAAUGUGGAGUCUGCAGAACCAUCGAGUUAGUUAAUCAGCUCACUGGAGGCAUGGAGAAGGAAGACGGGGGGUUCAAGUGAUGGA